Theobroma umbraticum is the source of this 2332-nucleotide messenger RNA. RefSeq names its product ATP-dependent protease La (LON) domain protein. The record is from RefSeq and is a predicted model, not a curated record. Lineage: Eukaryota; Viridiplantae; Streptophyta; Magnoliopsida; Malvales; Malvaceae. Gene Ontology annotation, cellular component: Cul4A-RING E3 ubiquitin ligase complex. Gene Ontology annotation, biological process: protein ubiquitination.
AAAUAAAACUGCAGCACGCAACAUGAGGUAAGAAAAUUUGUUUUCCUGAACCGGCCCAGAACGGUUUGUUUAUACGCUUUCAGAUGUCUAGAUUUAUCACGGGCUUGCUGUAAUGGGUAUUUAAAUCGAUUUCGAGUGAACUUUUUUAGAAGGGAGGAGAGUGUUUGAAGAAGGAACGAACAAUUCUUCAAUUUCUCGAGGGAAAAUUUCCGUGGGGCGGGGGACGAUUACGAUGGCGGGGACAACAUAAACGUUCAUAAGUCCCUUCAUUUCCAAACAAAACCCUAAUAACAUAGUGCAAAAAGAAAAAAAAAAAGCAAAGCACUCAAAAGAAGGAAAUGGAAGACGAAGUAGAGAGGCGACAGAUCGAACAGAUUUUAGAGCUCGAUGACGAGGAGUUACAGAUCGAAGAAGUCGAAGGUCUUGCUGAAUCGUCCGAUGAUGAUCGUGACGCGACUGGCGUUCCUUCGAUUGACAAGUUUACCUUCAAUACCGAUUUGACUUCCUUACAUUCAUAUCUCGGCGAGGUUGAUGAUACACACCACAGUUUUGCCUUUUGGGAAGGGGGUGCCAUCUUGAACCUCCCAUUGUUCUAUCUUGAAGGGGUAGUCCUGUUCCCAGGGGCCACACUCCCACUUAGAGUUAUUCAACCCAACUUUGUAGCUGCAGUUAACAGAGCUUUGACUCAGGCUGAUGCUCCUUAUACCAUGGGUGUGGUCCGUGUUUACAGGGACUCUGACGAUGGACGAUUAAGGCUCGCAAAAAUAGGGACAACUGCAGAGAUUCGGCAAUUUCGUUCGCUAGAGGAUGGUACGAUUAAUGUGGUUACUCGUGGCCAACAGCGGUUUCGUCUGAGACGCCGUUGGAUUGAUGCGGAAGGAGCGCCUUGUGGAGAGAUUCAAAUUAUUGACGAAGAUGUGCCAUUAAGGACCCCUCGAGAUGCAUAUGCAAAAUUGAUACCAUUUAGUAAUCUGCAAAGUCAACAGAUGCUAUCUUUAAAUGCUUCAUCACGUAAAGAUGGGAAUGAGGAAAAUAAUUCAGAAGCGAAUUCAGAGGAAAGCUUUGAGAAUGAACUUUCUCAAACAGAAAAGAGAAUUCAUCAAUCUGCAAUUGGUGCCUGUUAUGAGUCUGAUAGGACGGAUGAAUCAACAAAUAGUGAUGAUAACAAUAAAUUGUCUGAGUCAGACAUCCAAUCAGGAAGUCUGUGCAGAAAUGACUCCAGCUUCAUGGGUUCAUCACCUUCUAAACAUGAGAAACAAAUUAGAAAUGCUGGCUUGGGAUCCAUAGCUCACAAAGUGGCAAGACGAAGGUCCCAUCUUUCAUGUACAGUUUCAAGAGCAUUCUGGCCCUAUUGGGUAUAUCGUAUGUAUGACUCAUAUUGUCUUGCUCAAAAGGCAGCAGUUAUGUGGAAACAAAUAGUUGGGAUUCCGAGCAUGGAUGGUUUUGUGAAGAAGCCUGAUCUUUUGUCUUUCUAUAUUGCAAGUAAAAUUCCCAUCUCUGAACCUACAAGGCAGGAGCUUCUGGAAAUUGAUGGCAUUUCAUAUAGACUGCGUCGGGAAAUUGAAUUACUUGAAAGACUUGAUCGUAUUCGAUGUAAGAUCUGUCAGAAUUUACUUGCUAGGCGCAGAGAUAUGUUGGUGAUGUCUAGUGAUGGUCCUUUGGGUGCUUUUGUUAACCCACAUGGCUUUGUGCAUGAGGUAAUGACUUUUUAUAAAGCAAAUGGCUUAUCGCUCAGAGGCCGACCGGCUAAAGAGUUCAGCUGGUUUCCUGGUAGUUGGAGGAACUUUAUAGAUGAGAGGGCAGUAAAGCAGCAAAUUAGGUAUGCAUGGACAAUCAUAAACUGUGCGUCUUGUGAAACCCAUAUGGGGUGGCUUUUCACUGCAACAAAUGAGAAGCUGAAGCCUAAAUCCUUUUGGGGGAUAAGGAGUUGUCAAGUUACGGAUGAAAUGCGUUAGAAACCAUGUGUUAUCAUGUACCCCCUAAAAUAUUCUCUAGUUAAUAUGCAGAUAAGACUAUCAGAGAUUAUAUUAUGUAUAUUAACUUGGGAGCACUAUCUUGUAUGAAAUGCAGCCCUAUAAAUGAAAGGUUCAGAUUUCAUGCUGCUUGUUCUAAGUAAGGCAUAGCAUGUAUGAUUGCAAGGGCCUUAUUGGAGAAAAUUAAAGCCUGGCCAAGCAGACAACUGACUCGAAUCGACCUUAGCUGAUGCAGAAGCUCAAAAGCAUCUGGAUCGGACAUUUCUUUUCUGUUUGGUUUGAGGGAGAGGACCGAUGAAGUUUGUUAAUAAUAUUUUGUUUAAUGAUAACGUAUAAUGUAUAAAAUUUAUACAUUUACA